AUGAUUAGCUUUAUAAGCAAUCAGCUACUCGUUCGUUCAUUAGAUCCAUCAUUAUUCGGUAUCUGGAGCGUUAGAUUAGCACUUGUUCAAGAAACAAUUGUUUUCUGGGCCAGAGAUGGUAUCAGAAAGGCAGCAUCUCGUAGCCAAAAUCCACAUAAAUUUGCUAUUUUGCCUUUUCUGAUUGGUCUCAUUGUUUCGCCUAUUAUUGUUUACAUUUCUCUUAAAUCUGCUCCUGAAGUUGAAGGAUAUACAUUAGCAGUUAUUAUGACUGCGAUGUCUUCAGUUAUGGAGUUAAUUGGAGAAAUGUGGGCUGUUCCUCAACUUGCUGUUAUGGAUGGCUCAACAACUGCAAAGGUGUCCGGUCCUGCUUUCUUAGUUAGAAGUAUUUCAUCAAUUGUUCUCUCAAAACUCUUUUAUAAGCAAGAAGGAGAACCUCUACCAUUAAUGCUUUGUUUCGGCGCAUCAAAUAUCAUAUUCGGUUUACUAGUCAUAUUCGGAUUCUAUUUCCGCUGCGGAAAGCCAAAAAUAGAGUUCCCAACUAGAAAUGAAUACAAUGCAAUUAAACCAUUCGCAUUUCAGACAAUUCUCCAAUGGCUAUUCUCACAAGGCGAGCGUAUCGUACUAAUUGCUUCGAAUACACCAGAACAAAUCGGAGUUUACGGAUUUGUUUCUGAUAUCAGCAGCCUGAUUGCUCGAUUAGUCUUCGCUCCUAUUGAAGCUGCUGUUUUCUCUAUGUGCGCAAGCUCAGCUCCUUUACAAUUCGAUAUGUAUUCUCUUAUUGUCAGAAUCGUUGUUUACAUUGGCCUAUGCGCUGCUGCAUUUGGUCCACUAUUAGCGCCUGUUGUACUUCAAACUGUUUACAGCAAGAGCUGGAGUGGAGAUGAUUCAAAAUCAGCCAUGUCCUGGUUUUUACGCAUUAUGCCAUUCAUGGCCUUUAAUGGUGUUACGGAAGCAUUCUCUAAUGCACGUCUUAGUGAAAAAUCAUUGAUGUAUUACAACAUUUUAUUGGCCAUUGUAUCAAGUAUCUAUUUCGGCUUGAUUUUCUACUUCUCUAAGAUAUUUGGAACACAAGGAGCUAUUAUGGCCAAUGGAGUUAACAUGAUUCUUCGAUCAAUCAUGGCUAUUACAGUUAUUUCACGCGAAUUCAAGAAUUUCUUUUCUCUUUUCCCGAAUAUCAUACAGCUGAUAGCAUUUGGAUCACUCAUUUACUUCCAGAACUCAAUAAGAAUACUUUAUGUCCUUAUUUUUGCUCCAUUUUAUGGAUUAAUGAUUCUCUUCUUCGAGAGACACUCAAUUAAGAAGCUCUGGAAUUCGUUAAAAAGCAAAAAGCGAGACUGA
Molecule: messenger RNA, 1338 nt
Organism: Trichomonas vaginalis G3
Lineage: Eukaryota; Parabasalia; Trichomonadida; Trichomonadidae
Product: glycolipid translocation
Exons: 1
Coding region: 1-1338 (445 amino acids)
Biological process (GO): glycolipid translocation; dolichol-linked oligosaccharide biosynthetic process
Cellular component (GO): endoplasmic reticulum membrane
Source: RefSeq, a predicted model, not a curated record